Molecule: messenger RNA, 1189 nt
Organism: Nicotiana tabacum (common tobacco)
Lineage: Eukaryota; Viridiplantae; Streptophyta; Magnoliopsida; Solanales; Solanaceae
Source: RefSeq, a predicted model, not a curated record
AUGGUGAUAAAGCUCUCAACUUUAAAGCUUCCCAAGAAAAUCCCCAACUGGGUUUGUUCAAAAUCCUCUCUUUCUUCACUCUCUGGUGCUUGUAGGAUUCAAAUCACCCCUGAAACCAAUCAACCCUCUACCCCUUCUUCUGACUUUGAUUCAAAGAUUCAACUUGUAAAGACUAAGCUUCACCCUGAAACCUUAGCCAGCGUUCUUGAUUCCACUACUGAUUUGGAUUCUUCGUUGAAGCUAUUCAAAUGGGCUUCCCUUCAAAAAAGGUUUCAUCACUCUGCUGAUACUUAUUUUCAGAUAAUCUUGAAGCUAGGUAUGGCUGGAAAAAUAGAUGAAAUUGAAGGAUUUUGUAAUGAGAUGGUAAAGGAGAAAUGUCCAAAUUAUGAACAGGUUCCUUUGGCUUUGUUAGAUGCAUUUGUUAGAAAUAAUAGGCUUAGUGAGGCUUUAUGUGUUCUUUCUUGUAUAAAUUUGAGUAGCUUAAAGCCCUCUAUAUCUGUAUUUAAUCAAUUAUUGGGUGCACUUAUAACGGAAAAGAAAGAAUUUAAGGACGUAUUGUUCGUUUAUAAAGAGAUUGUGAAGGCUGGAAUUGGUCCCAAUAUUGAUACACUUAAUUAUCUGAUAGAGGCUUUGUUUGCUGCCAAUCGUGUCGAUGCUGCAUUGGACCAAUACAAACGUCUUCAUAAGAAAGGUUGUAAUCCUAACGGAAGGACUUUUCAGAUAAUUAUUGGUGAACUUGUUGCAAGGCGUAAAGUGGAUGAGGCACUUGUAAUUUUGGAUGAUAUGUUUAGAAUACGGUGUGAACCGGAUUAUUCUAGCUUUUAUACUCAUAUAAUUCCUUUAUUUAGUAAGAUGAAUAAAUUAGAUGUAGUAACGAGGUUGUUCUCUAUGAUGAGAGAAUCUAAGGUUCUUCCGGAUACACCAACUUAUGGGGCAAUGAUAAAGUGUUUGUGCGAGAAUCUUCUUGUGGUUGAUGCUAUAAAACUUGUAGAUGAGAUGGUGUAUAGUGAUGUUAGGCCAGAUGACGACGUGUUCAUGAGUAUAAUAGAUGGAUUAUGUGAAUUGAAUAUGUUGAGUGAAGCUAAGAAGUUUUUGAAUGACAAAGAAGUUGCACGUGUAUUGCCUUACAAUGCACUUCUUGAAGCUAUUCUAGAUGAUGACGCCUUUAGUAUGGCCAGAGAUCUGUUUG